Molecule: messenger RNA, 4161 nt
Organism: Solea solea (common sole)
Lineage: Eukaryota; Metazoa; Chordata; Actinopteri; Pleuronectiformes; Soleidae
Gene: ptger2a
Product: prostaglandin E receptor 2a (subtype EP2)
Exons: 4
Coding region: 448-1551 (367 amino acids)
Biological process (GO): cellular response to prostaglandin E stimulus; adenylate cyclase-activating G protein-coupled receptor signaling pathway; positive regulation of cytosolic calcium ion concentration
Cellular component (GO): plasma membrane
Molecular function (GO): prostaglandin E receptor activity
Source: RefSeq, a predicted model, not a curated record
AUCCAACAUCAGCUCGGGCCUGAAGCCACGCGAGGGGUGGGUGUACGCGUGUGACGUCACAGGGUCCAUUCAUGCCUCCCUCAUCGCAGUGUCGCGCGCCUCGCCCUUCUUCUCACACCCCACCUUUAAACCGGAGCGGCUUCAUAAGUGAAAGAAAAGCGUCAAACCGGGACUUAAGUGCGGACUGAACGAGUCAGUGUGGUCGGUCAAACACGGGAUCCGGUCUUCUGCACAGCGGGAGCAGGUUAAAGUCGAAAGGAAACACGUCCAGCUGUGCUCUCAUCCAACACCUGGCUGGACAGUGUGUCAGACCUCUCACCCGAGUUUGUGGUGGACAGACGACAAACCCACAAGGGAUGGCAGCAGACAACCACCUAAGGACACGUUUGUGAUCCUUUUUUGGCACCAGACACAUUUUUAAUUAGGUCCACUCAGCCUCCAGCCACAAUGAAUUCAGAUGACGACCCGUGCCAUAGCAAGCACCACAUCGACGCCUCCAAAAGCCCGCUCAUCAGUGCCAUCAUGUUCGCGAUGGGGAUCUUCGGCAAUGUAGCGUCACUGGUGAUCCUGGAAAUCCGACGACGCAGAGAAACAAGUACAGGGGGGAAAUCGCAGCGCUCUCUGUUUCACGUGCUCAUCACUUCGCUGGUGGUCACGGACUUGGCAGGGACUUGCCUGAUCAGCCCGCUGGUGCAGCUGGCGUACUCACGAAACACUACCAUGGUGGGGAUGUCACCAGAAAACAACAGUGUGUGCGAGUACUUUGGCGUCAGCAUGACCUUCUUCAGUCUGGCCACCAUGUCGCUUCUCUUUGCGAUGGCAUUAGAGAGAUGCUUUGCCAUCGGAUAUCCGUAUCUGUACAGCCGGCAUGUCACCAAGAAAUGUGCCUACAUCACAAUCCCAGUGGUGUUUAUGAUAUGUAUGGCAUUCUGUCUCCUUCCGUUCGUGGGGUUUGGCAAAUACGUGCAGUACUGUCCCGGCACGUGGUGCUUCAUCGACAUGAACCCACGGCAGAGUGAGGACAGAGUCUACCCCAACCUCUAUGCCACCAUCAUGCUGGUGCUGGUGCUGGCCAUUGCGAUGUGCAACGGUUUUGUGGUGUUCCAGCUUUUCAAGAUGUACAAACGGCGGAAAAGGAACAGCGGCUCAAGCGCCCGAUCCAUCCAUGACCGCAGGACGAUGUCCAUCGCCAAGGAGGUGGAUCAUCUCAUCCUACUGGUCUUCAUGACCAUCAUCUUCAUCAUCUGCACACUGCCCCUAGUGAUCCGGGUGUACAUCAACUCCACAGGGACCCGUGUUGAGUCUCACCCGCUGGACCUAAUUGCACUGCGCUUCAUCUCCAUCAACUCAAUCAUUGACCCCUGGGUCUUCAUCCUGCUCUCCCCCAGCGUGCUGCACUUUUGCUGGACCACGGCCUGCCACACUCCCCUUGGAAGCUCGAGGGGUUCCGUUUUCAAAUCAUCAAUAGCAAAAGAGAAUGCCAAUAACAUACAGCUGUCCCACACAAAACUGGACUACAAUACCAACUUACACAGUGCGGAAAAUGUAUGACCACCAUAAGACAUUUUAUUUUAAUAUUUAUAUUUAUUUGACACAUGAAUGGACGGAGGGUCCUCUUUGGUGAUCACAUGAAGUGGAGAGGCCUCGAGUGAACGGCAUCUACACCCGUGUGUGAUGUUUUUAUCUUUAUUGUGGGGUGUAUUUGAUGAGAUAAGAAACCCUUUCAUUUUCUCUGAUAAGCACCUAUCAAGUAUGUCAGGUGAAGGCCAACCACUUCUAGCAUAUCAGCCAAUUCAGUGCAUGCUGAAUGUAUACUGAACUUCCCUAAUUAAGUAUACAGUCUCAACAGUUUUCUCUUGUGCUGCUUCUAUUGUAUGCCAAAGUGCAAGUGGGUUUUCUCUUCAUUGUACCAAGACUCAAAAGGUUCGAGAUGUGACAGAAUUCAAUUCUUCCAUCACCAUGGACAGAUUAUUGAGGGAGUAACCUUUGAUCUAGGAAGAUGAAGGAAGGAAGAUGUGAUAUAGCCUUUUUUGGAGAUGACUUCUCUGAUUUAAAUGCUGCUCAAACUGUUGUGCAACAGUUCUGAUAAUGGUCAAAAGCCAAGAGGUGACCCAUGUUCACCUGCCAUUAGCAUGCCAUUGCAUAGAAAUUGAUAUCAAUUUAAAGCGGUAUGAACAAAUGCCCACUACAAUCAAACCAUGACUUCACACAAUGCUGAUUAAUUCUUAUCAGCUCCUCAAGACUUUGUGUUUUCCAAUACAGCAGUAUUUUGCCUGGUGACAUUUCCACGCUGCACACAGGAAGUGAUUUGUUUUAUGUCAGGACAGAUGGAGGCAACAGUAACAGUGUGACAGUAAAGUGAGUAUGACUGAAAAUAGAAAGAAAGCGUCCACGAAAAGUUUCAGAAGAGAAUUCUACUGUUUCAAAGACCCAGACGUUGUCCCCACCCGUCCCUGUACUGCCAGUGUAUACACACAAACGCUCCCUCAGUCAGGUCUGAAAGUAUUGCUUGACAGAGCCCAUUUUCAGAUGAAGGACACGGCAUACAAAUGUUAUGUUAAAUGUUAUAGACAGAGAUAGAACAACAACGACAUCCUCUUUUAAAUCCCAUACGCAGACAUGAGAUGUCUGAAGCAUACGCUCGUAUAAUCCACAGAAAUGUAUGUAAAUAACGAAGGCAUUACUUUCUCUUCUGAACUCUUAAGUCAUUAUGUGUCAUCGUCCCGUGACCCACUUUCUCACACUUGGAGCUUCUUAACCUCUGGUCUGCUUUGAUAACCCCUCCCAUCACUUUCCCAAAUUCCUGCUGGAAAGGUCAAAGGGCAGAAACCCUGACGCCAGAUAGGAAAUGAUAGUAAAUACAGGAAAAUGUGACUGUAUUUUAGAAUUAUUACUGAAUAUCAGUAUAUCUACUGAAUAGCAUGAAGAUAUACUAUAAAAACCUCACAUGAGACUGCAGUUCAUUUUGACUCAGUCUCACUUUACACUACAGUUACUCUCUGUAGUAAGUAAAUUGUGCUAUUUUUUGAAGUUACAAUCCAAUAUUUGGCAUUAAAUUGUAUUUAAGUAUAAACUUAAGUUUCUUAUUUCCCCCUAUAGGCUGGGGUUAAAAGUGAAGCUGCCCCAUGAAGGUUUUUAGGAAAGCAGUUUACAUUCAGUGUCACUCACUGGAGACCAGGCAGUUCAUUGCUUUCCCCGUGUCCUUGUGAACGUAAAGGAUAGAAACAACAAAAACAUUUGACCCCUAGCACUAGUGUUCAGAAGCUCUACAGGGUCAUUUCAAUGUUUAUAAUUGUCGAAUUAAUACUGUUUUAAAUGAUGUUCUAACGCGGACAUACAUAAUUAGUCCACCAAGCUGAAAAUGAAUGCAGUCUAAUACAAUAAUUGUAAUAAUAAACCUUUCACCUAACAGUGUUAGGCAAGCCACUCCAAACAUCAUGAACUGCAGCCUCAAAAAUGGCCUUGAAGUUGCAUUAUGGUCUGUCUAGACCUGUUUCAGCACAUACUGUACAACAUUGUGAUGUCAUAGUCAGCAUUAAUCUUUAUUACUCUAAAAAAAACACCAUUGCUUGUGCCACAGAGUAAGCAGACAUGUCCUUACACCUUAACAUAUUUCUGUCUUUCUUCUUGGGAGGUAUUUUGCUCAAUCACACUGACAUUUGGAAAAAACUAUAAAAACAGUGCCCUUAAUGUUUAUACUCAGCUUUUACUACUUAAGUGCCAUUAGAGCUGCAUUAGCUUUAUAAGGGGACAUCUUAAAGUGUCAUUUUUACUUGAUGUGUACUUGAGAUUGUUCAUGUCGGACAAAGCUUGCACAGCUCACGUAAAAACAUCAUGGAGAUCACAGUUUUUGAUCAUGUCCUCAUGCUGAUUGUUCAAGCAAGUUCAAAUACCAACUGAAACAAGGUAUAUAAAAAAACAACAAUCCUUGGCCCUCCAUAGGACUCUACCAGUCAGUAUUAGAGCAGAGAGUUACACGUGUUAGAUUCCUACUGGCUUAAAGUACACAACACUAUGGGGAAUUGUAACUAUUACUGCAUCUCUUUCUUUCCUUUUAAAGAAUUAAAUCCAAACUGUCUGGCAAGGAAAUAGGCUGCUACAGAUUUUCACAGGAUCUUGGUUCACAAGGGUUUCAAACAUAAAACAAACAAACAAACAAAC